CUAAUAAAACCCCACCUUCACCUACCCAAAAAUUCAAACCAUAUUCAUUUUCCUACUUUUCUUCUCCCCAAAAUUCAACAAACCCUAGUUAGAUGUUAGACUGAUUUGAGGAUCAACUCUGUAAAACUCUAAACCUUUAGUACUAUUUGUUUCUCCAAAUUAAGAGUGAUUGUCAAAGUACAGUAAGAAAAAUCAAAUUUCAGGGUUUAAUUGACCUGGGCAUUUAAUGGCAGCAGUGUACAAAUGUUCUGUUCCUAUUUCUUCUUCUCCUUGUGUUUCAAGACCAUUGAAGAAUAAUGCUUUUCAGAUUCGAAAUUGCUUCAUUAAUUCUAGCAAAAUUAGGCACAGAAGCUUAAUUUGUAAUGCCACAAAAUUACCUAGUAUUGUGAAGGAGAAAUCAAUUUCAUCGGUAGCAUCUUUCUCUGAGUUGAUUGAAUCUUUGAUAAGAAGGGAGGACUUAUCAGAAGAAGAAGCAGAAACUUCACUUGAAUUUUUGUUGAAUGAAGCUAAUGAAACAUUGAUUAGUGCUUUUCUUGUUUUACUAAGAGCUAAAGGGGAGACUUUUGAAGAAAUUGUGGGUUUGGCAAGGGCUAUGAUAGCAUGUUGUAAGAAAGUUGAAGGAUUGGAUGGUGUAGUUGAUAUUGUUGGAACCGGUGGUGAUGGGGCAAAUACUGUGAACAUCUCAACAGGGGCUUCAAUUCUCGCUGCAGCCGCCGGUGCAAAAGUUGCAAAGCAAGGAAACCGUUCAAGUUCUUCUGCUUGCGGAAGUGCUGAUGUGUUAGAAAAAUUAGGAGUUAUUAUUGACCUAGAACCUGAGGGUAUAAAGAGAUGUGUUCAAGAAGCAGGCAUAGGUUUCAUGAUGUCACCGAUAUAUCAUCCAGCGAUGAAAAUCGUUGGUCCCGUGAGGAAAAAACUUAAAGUGAGGACAGUGUUUAAUAUCCUAGGUCCUAUGCUGAAUCCUGCACGAGCAUCAUAUGCGGUCGUUGGUGUAUACAAGGAAGAUUUGGUUGAGAAAAUGGCUAAAGCGUUGCAAAGAUUUGGUAUGAAAAGAGCGCUGGUUGUGCAUUCAGAAGGUUUAGAUGAAAUGAGUCCCCUUGGACCUGGUCUCGUCCUUGAUGUUACUCCUGAAAGGAUUGAGAAGUUUGUUUUUGAUCCAUUGGAUUUUGGAAUGCCUCGAUGUACUCUUGAAGGCUUGCGAGGGGGAGACCCAGAGCUCAAUGCAAAUGCACUAAGGAACAUAUUGUCUGGUGAGAAAGGACAUGCGUCAAAUGCAUUUGUCCUAAAUGCAGCAGCGGCACUCUUAGUGAGUGGGCAUGUGAGCACUCUAGGUGAAGGAGUAUCUCUGGCUCGCGAAACCCAAGAAUCAGGCAAAGCUAUCCAAACGCUUGAAUCUUGGAUCAGCAUCUCCAAGAAAAUAAAACAUGGAGCCACACCUGUAGCUGUCUGAAUUUCAACUGGAUCUGUCUUGGUGUUUGAACAAGUUUCCUCAUCAAUUUUACCAAGGAAGUCGCACUUUAUUUUUCUUAUUCCUUUACUCUCUCUUCGUCUGCAAAUUUUGUACACAGCCCUUUUCAUUUUAUGCCGACAUGCAUACCAAGCAUUUGUAUUACCUGCCCAAAUAUGCAGUGAAAACAUUUGUGUUACAUGCCAAAUAAUUAGUAGUUCCCCGAGUGGAUAAUUAUCUAAAAUAAAUAUAGAAAAGUCUAUGCAGCAAAGAAUUGAAAACA
This is a messenger RNA of Papaver somniferum (opium poppy), 1727 nucleotides long. Its product is annotated as anthranilate phosphoribosyltransferase, chloroplastic-like. The transcript has 11 exons. Bases 227 to 1447 code for a protein of 406 amino acids. Gene Ontology annotation, cellular component: cytosol. Gene Ontology annotation, molecular function: anthranilate phosphoribosyltransferase activity. The record is from RefSeq and is a predicted model, not a curated record. NCBI's taxonomy places the organism in Eukaryota, Viridiplantae, Streptophyta, Magnoliopsida, Ranunculales, Papaveraceae. Gene Ontology annotation, biological process: L-tryptophan biosynthetic process.